Acanthoscelides obtectus is the source of this 1309-nucleotide messenger RNA. NCBI's taxonomy places the organism in Eukaryota, Metazoa, Arthropoda, Insecta, Coleoptera, Chrysomelidae. The record is from the annotation of a GenBank genome assembly.
AUGGUGUCUAACGGAAGCUCACCUUCCCAUCUUGACGAUGCUACCGCAGCUUUGAUACUGCCAGGCGAAGUGAAAAUAUUUGCCCCAACCAAUGCUGUCUUUACCCAUCCAGCUAUGAUAGCUCUUGAAGCAGGCCGUACCUGGGCCCGGCAAGUGAUAAAGAAAUUUCUGGAUACUAAAGAUAAAAUUUUAAGAGAAAAUUUAACGAUGAGGAAAACAGACAUCGCCUAUUUAACAGAUUUGUUUACAAAAUUUAAUAUGGUUAAUUUGCAAUUACAAGGCGACAGUUUAAAUUUGAUUAAAACAAAGUCCAUCUUAUCAGCGUUUCUUGCCAGAGUUAAACUAAUGAAGCAAAAUAUUGGACAGGGCGAAUUUUCUCAGUUCCCCAAUUUGUCACAGACAAGCUGCCAGGAAGACGACGUUUCAACUUACGUUCAACAUUUAAAUGCCCUCUAUUCAGAUUUUGAAUCUAGGUUUGAGGAUAUUUUGACUAUGGUAAUACCACCGUGGAUAAUUAAUCCAUAUGGUGAUAUAGAAGAAACGAAUGUCAUAAUACAAGAGGAACUGACUGAACUAAGUACAAACGAAGAACUUAAGUCAGAAAAUGAUAAAGCUGAUUAAGAAAGCGAAAUACUGCGAAACACGUCUGCAACUCAGAACACUCCUCAACCUUCUCCAAAUGAGCAGCAACUCGAAUCACAGCUGGUAAUGAAAGCACCUGUAAAACAUCAUCUCACAAAGUCCGCUCCCAAAAGCAAAAAAUCCAAAUGUCAGGCUACACGUCGAGAUGAAGACGACCGAAGAGCAGAUGAGGCCUAUAGAAUUCUGCAAACAGCUUCAAAUCACGACGACUUUUCCAUAUACGGACAGCAUGUGGCAAAUUAAUUGCGAAAACUGAGUUCAACCUCGUACCAGAUAACAAAACAUUAUAUAAAUAUUUUAUUUGAUGCUGCUAUGGGAAGAUUUGAACCACCGGCUAUUUCAAACCCAGUCUGUCCUCCCUCGUUAACGUCUGCGUCGAGUUCCACUCAAAGUUCUUUUAACUGGACUCCAGUUUCUGCACAGUCACCUUGUUCACCAAUAGACGUCAUUCCUCUUUCAAGUGAUUUGCCGCUUAAUGGUAGUAAAGAGAAUGCAUCAAUAUCGACAGACAGAUAGAAGAAUGCCUCUUCAGCUGAUGGAACACGAUUUCCUGAUAUUAAUGAUUUACUAGAUAACUAACAUAUUUAAAUGCACUUAUUUCAUAAAUUAUUAUAAAUAAUCCAUACAAAUGUGUAAAUUUACUUACCUAAAUAAAUUCCUUUAAAAC